AUGCAAGACAGAUACCACUUUUGGGUACAAAUGGCACAGGCAGACCAAACAUCCAUUUCAGCCUGGGAAACAGCCAUACACACCGCAGCAGGCCGAUGUUCGUUCGAUCCAAAUGCUGACGAAUUAAUGAGGGACAAGUUUCUCUUUGGCCUCAACGAAUCCUUCAGUCGAUUCAGAGAAGACAUCUUCUAUAGGGAUGGGCAACGCAAACCCAAAAAUCCUCCUUUCACACUAGCUUUUGUGGUGAGUCAAGCCAUGUCUUUUGAAGCCGCCCAACAGACAAACAAACUCUUAGCCCAUUCUUCUAUAGAGGAACAAGUCAUUAUGCCACAUCCACAACACCAGCCAGAAAUUCUCAACGGCCACCUAACAGACCAAACAGACCAAACAGCAAGUCUUGCUUCUUCUGUGGCAGCAAAACUCAGCACCCACGUGACAUAUGCCAGGCCCAAGGACAAACAUGCAGCUACUGCCAGAAACAGGGCCUUUUUUCAAGCGUCUGCCAACAGGCCAUCAGAGAUCAGCGAUCCUCCAGACCACCGGCCAAAAAGCCCAUCAUACCACAUCCCAGAUGAGAACACGUCCGCAUGGUAG
Pocillopora meandrina is the source of this 594-nucleotide messenger RNA. NCBI's taxonomy places the organism in Eukaryota, Metazoa, Cnidaria, Anthozoa, Scleractinia, Pocilloporidae. The record is from the annotation of a GenBank genome assembly.